CACCACUCCAGAGCCCACACAAACCAGAGCCACCAGGGCCAGGACGGCUUCCUCCCCGUCCGGGCCAGAACCCGCAGCAGUGACCAGCGUGGCCCAAAUGGCCCCGACAUGGGUCUCCUCGACAGCUCUGCCCAGCCUGGGCAUCUCGGCCACCACGGCCUCGGGAGCCACCACCUGGCCGGCCACACCUCCUGUUCCCGGCUCCUUGCCCUCAGUGAGCAGCCCUGUGUCCAGCACAGCCUCCGAGCCAUUCUUUGCCCCCAGCACUGCGACUGUGCAGCAGAGCACCUCUGCCAGCCCCCCACCAAUCACCAGGGCCACCGACUCCCCUCCCAGUGACUCAUCCACCGCGUGGACACGUAGCCUAUCCUCCACACUCGCUUCCACCAGGCAAAGUUUCCAAUCCACAGGAACCAAAAGCAUUGCGGAGCUCAACUCAUGGCUACCCAGUGAAGCUGCACGUGGAAGCACCAUGCAACCCAUCGAGGGACCUCUGGCACCUACAGAGCCUGCUAGUCCCAAAGGACUUUCCACAGGAGGAACUGAAAGAGCAGAGACCACUACUAUGGCUCUGAAGACCACUUCCACAGCCACUGUGACCACCACAGUCUCCAUUCCCACCUUGAGAACACUCAUUGUCCCAACAUCAGCCAGUACAAGUCCAAAAGGAAUGAUCAUUACAACCUCAACUGUUUCUCCUGCUGUUCCAGAGAUGACAGCCUCAUUGGCCACUCGUCUUAGAGAAGAUACCAGCAUAAUAGUUUCCAAGGAAACUCCAUCUUCCUUCAGUAGAGAAUCAGAGACCACUACCUUGGUGGUCCCCAGUUCUGGGGCAGAGACCAGGCCAGCUACUCAAGCUCUGACUGCUUCCUCUGGUGAGUCAGGCACAGUGGACUCACUGAUCACUCACCCUGCAGAGACAAGAACGCCUGUUUCCAGAACAACCUCCGAAUUUCCACGUUCUGAAUCGGAUGCCACACUCUCAGUGGACAACAGUCCUAGGACAGAAACCAGUCCAGCCAUUCCAACAACUGCUGUCUCAUCUGACAUCCCAGGGUUGACAACCUCACUGGUCACUACUUCUAGGACAGACACUGGCUCAACUAAACCAACUCUGACUCCUCCCGAUGAACAAGAGAGCACAACCUCCUUGGUGACUGAUCUUGGAGCACAAGGUUCAGCCAUUCCAAGUCCAACUAGCUCACCUGGCAUGUCAGAGAUGGUGACAACACUGGUUAGUAGUUCUGAGACAGAGACAAGUACAAGCAGCCAAAUUCCGACUGUCUCUCCAAAUCAGAUGGAUAUCACAGCUUCAAGGGUCACCCAAUCUGGAACAAAAGUCAGUUCAGCGCUUCCAACUUGGACUAUUUUGUCUGGCGGGUCACAUGCAACAACUUCGUGGGUUACUCAUUCUGUAGAGACCAGCUCAGCAGUUCCCAGAACAGCCCCAGGUUUUCCCCAUAGUGAAUCCAAUACCACAUCCCUAACAACCACCAGUCCUGUGGAAGAAACCAGUUCAGCUGUCUCCUCUUCCACUCUUUCACCCGAUGGAACAAAUAUGGUGACCUUAUUGGUCACUAGUUCCAGAAGAGCAACCAGUACAAGUAUUCCAAAUCCAACUAGUUCUGCUGGUGCAUCAGAGACCACAUCCUCAUUGGUUACCCAUCCUGGGCCACAGACUAGUUCAGCCAUUCCAACUCUAACUGUCUCUCCUAGUGUACCAGGAACAAUGACUUCAUCAGUCACUAGUUCUAGAAAAAAGAAUAGUAUGGUUCCAAUCCUGACUGUUUCCCCAGGGCCACCAGAGACCACAGCCUCAUGGGUCACUCAUCCUGAGUCAGAAGCCAGUUCUUCUGUUCCAACCCUGACUGUUUCAGCAAGUGAGCUGUAUACAACAGCUUCACUGGUCUCCCAUCCUACAGAGACCAAGUCAGCUGUUCCCAAAACAACCCUAAGUUUUUCCCAUAGUGAAUCCAAUGCCACACCCUUAACAGCCAUCAGUCCUGAAGAAGAAGUCAGGUCAUCUGUCUCAAGUUCUACUGUUUUACCUGAGGUCCCAGGAGUAAUGACUUCGCUGGUGACUAGAUCUACAACAGUGGUUAGUACAAGUACUCCAACUGUGGCUCUUUCUUCUUCUAGAUCAAGUAUUACAUCUUCAAGGGUCACCCAUUCUGGGGCAGAUUCCAGUUCAGCUGUUUCAACUCUGUCUAUUUCAACUGCUGAGCCAGAUACAACAGCCUCAUCAGUCCCUCUUCCUGCAGGGACCAGCCCAACAAUUCCCAGGACAACCCCUAAAUUUUUCCAUACUGAAUCCAAUACCAUACCUUUAACAGCCACCAGUCCUGGGGAAGAAGCCAGUUCAGCUGUCUCAACUUCUGGUGUAGGGUUGCUGACUUCACUGGUCACUAGUGCUGGAACAGACCCCAGUAUGUUUCCAACUCUCACUGUUCUCUCAGGCCAACAGCAGACCACAGACUCACGGGUAACCCAUCCUAGAUCAGAAGCCAGUUCUUCCACUCCAACUUUGUCUGUCUUUCCUGGUGAGCCAGAUACAACUUUCCCCUUGGUCACCCAUUCUGCAGAGACCAGCUCGACUGUUUUCAUGAAAAGCCCGAGUUUUUCCCCUAGUGAAACACACUCCACAACCCCAACAGUCACCAUUCCUGGGACAGAAUCUAAUUCAGCUGUUUCAACUACAACUAUCUUGUCUGGUGUUCCAGAUAUGGUGACUUCACAGGUCCCUACUUCUGGAAUAGAUGCCAAAACAAGUAAACCAACUCUGACUCCUUCUGAACCAGCAAUCACAACCACAUUGGUCACCUCUGCUGGGACACAGACAAGUUCAACCAUUCCAACUCUGGCUGUCUCCCCGGGCAUAUCAGAGAUGACCUCACUGGUCACUAGCUCCGAGACAGAAACAAGUACAACAACUCCAAUUCUCACUGUUUCCCCAGAUCAACUGGAUACAACAGCCUCAUGGAUGACCCAUCCUGGGUCAGCUGCAAGUUCAGAUUUUCCAACUCUGUCCAUUGCCUCUGGUGAGCCAGAUACAACAGCCUCAUGGGUCAUUCAUCCUGCAGCAAUCAGCCUACCAGUUUCCAGGACAAUCCUCUAUUUUCCCCAUAGUAUAUCAGACACCACACCCUCAAUGACUACCAGUCCUGAGGCAGAAGCCAGUUCAGCUGUUCCCACUCCCAGCAUUUCACCUGAGGUACCAGGGGCAGUGACCUCAUUAGUCACGAGUUCUAAAACUGUGAUCAGUACAAGUACUUCAGCUUUGACUCAUUCUUCUGGUGAACCAGAAACCACAGCCUUAUUAGUCACCCAUCCUGAGCCACGUUCAUCCCUUCCAACUGUAGCUGUUUCCUCUAGUGUACCAGGGAUAGUGACCACAUUAGUCACAGAGACAAGCACAACUUAUCCAAAGUUGACCAAUUACUCACAAGAACCAAAGACUACAGCCUCAAGGGUCACCCAUUCUGGGUCAGAAGCCAGUCCAACUAUUUCAACUCUGACUGUUUUCCCUGGUGAGCCAGAUACAAUGGUUUCAUUGGUCACUCAUUCUUCAGAGACUAGGACACCUGUUUCCAGAACAGCCCCAGAGUUUCCCCAGAGCAAAUCACACUUCACAUCCUCAAUGGCUACCAGCCCUGGGGCAAAAACCAGUUUACCUGUUCCAACUACAAUGAUCUCACCUGGUAUACCAGGUACAGUGACCUCACAGGUUACUAAUUCUGGGACAGACACAAGUACGGCUACUUCAACUCUGACUCCUUCUCCUGAUGAAACAAAGAUCACAGCUUCUGCAGUCACCUAUCCCGGGGCACAGAGCAGUCCUGCUGUUCCAACUCUUACUGUUUUCUCUGGUGAACCAGCUACAACCUCAUCGGUCACUCAUUCUUCAAAAACCAGUACACCUGUUUCUAGAACAAUCUCCGGUUUUUUGCAUGGUGAAUCAGAUACCACACUCUCAAUGGCCAGCAGUCCUAGGCCAGAAUCCAGUUUGCCUGUGCCAACAACGAAUGUCUCACCUGGGGAACCAGAUGUGGUAACCUCACAGGUCACUACUGGGCCACCAACUGGUACAACAAUUCCAACUAUGACUGUAUCUCCUAGUGAAACAGAAACCACGGCCUUAAUGAUCACCCACCCCAGUGCAGAGACAAGUACAAAUUUUCCUGUUUCAACUAUUUUUCCUCCUGUGUUGGAGACCAUGGCCUCACCAUCUGUCAGACCUGAGGUGGAGAUUAGCACAGCUCUUCCAACUCAGACUGCUUCCCCUGGUGGACCAGAGAUAGCAACUUCUCUCUUCACCUCUGCUGUGACUGAGCUGGGUAGAGUUGAUCUAGGUCCAACAGCUUCACCUGGUAUUCCUGUGGAAACAGCUUCAUUGUCUGCUCAUCCUGGGACAGAGACCAGCACAAGGACUCCAACUGCAACCCUUUUCUCUGGUCGAUCAGAGGCCACAAGUUUAUGGGUCACCAGCCCUGCACUAGAGGCCAGCACAGGCAUUCCAACUCUGACUGUUCCCCCCAGUAUCCCUUGGCUUUCCAGUGCCCCUACAACAACAGGUAAGCCUAAGGCCAUAACUUCCUGGAGCACAGAAACUCCACCACCUGCAACAUCAGCUGGACUCCUAGACUUUUCCAAAACUGUUGCAGGCCCCACUAUGACCCUGAUAACAUCGGAGACCCCAACACUACCUACAACCAGUCACAGAGAAGGAGUGAGUCCAACCACUAUGUUGAAAACUACAACUGUGGAGACCACUCAUUUAGCUGCCACAGGUUCAAGUCCCACCACAGCUGAGAUCACAAGCAACUUCAGUAUUACAAUAGCCAGAAGUCCAUUUGCCUCAGAGACCACACCUGGGAUGUAUACUUUGGCUUCUGAGACUGUGACUUCAGGAACAAAAUCCCCCACACCCAUGACCCCUACUCUCAGCUCUACAGCUGUAGGAGUCAGCCCAGUCCUGGUGCCUUUCACACUCAACUUCACAAUCACCAACCUGCAUUACACUCCAGACAUGGGGCACCCUGGCUCCUUGAACUUCAACUUCACGGAGAAGGUCUUGAUCCACCUGCUCGAGCCCUUGUUCAAGAACACCAGCAUCGGCACUGGCUACUCGGGCUGUAGAUUGACCUUGCUCAGAAGUAAGAAGAAUGAGGCAGCCACUGGAGUGGAUGCUGUCUGCACCUACCAACCUUAUCCCAAGGGCCCAGCUCUAGACAGAGAACAAUUGUACCAAGAGCUGAGUCAGCUGACCCACGGUGUCACCAGGCUGGGCUCCUAUGCCCUAGACAGAGACAGCCUCUAUAUCAACGGUUAUAACCACCAGUACUGGAUCCCUACUACCAGCAGUGCAAAUCUGCCUCUGGUACCCUUCACCCUCAACUUCACUAUCACCAACCUGCAUCACGAGAAGGACAUGGGGCGCCCAGGAUCUGAGAUAUUCAACACCACAGAGAGGAUCUUUAGCCACCUGCUGAAAUCCUUAUUUCAGAAGAGCAGUAUUGGGCCCCUGUAUUCUGGCUGCAGACUGAUCCUGCUGAGGCCUGAGAAAGACAGAACAGCCACCGGAGUGGAUGCUGUCUGCACUCACCAUCCUGAUCCCAUGGGCCAUGAGCUGGAUAGGAAGAAGCUGUACUGGGAGCUGAGCCAUGAGACCCAUGGUGUCACUGAGCUGGGCUCCUACACCCUAGACAAGGACAGUCUCUACGUCAAUGGUUAUACCUUUCGAGCUUCUACUCCCACUCCUAGCAAUGCUGUGACCUCUACACUCUCACCAUGGACCCCUGCAGUACAAGACCACUUCAUGAGCUCCACAGGAGAGGCCCCUUUUCUGAUGCACUUCACCCUCAACUUCACCAUCACCAACCUGGAAUUCAAGGAGAACAUGGAGCACCCGGGUUCCAGGAGGUUCAACAGCACUGAGACAAUCCUGCAGAAGCUGCUCCAACCCUUGUUCCAGAAGAGCAGUCUGGGAUCCCGCUAUGCAGGCUGCAGACUGACCUCACUCAGGCCCGAGAGGGAUGGAGCAGCCACGAGAGUGGACGCUGUCUGCUCACAUCACCCUGGACCUGAAGGCUUCAGACUGGACAGAGAGCGGCUAUACUGGGAGCUGAGCCAGAUGACCCACGGUGUCUCCCUCCUGGACCGCUACACCCUGGACAGGGACAGUCUCUAUGUCAAUGGAUUCACUCAUCAGGGCUCUGCACUCCUCACCAGCACUCCUGGGACCUCCACACUGGACCUGGGAACCUCUGGGGCUCCUUUCUCCACCUCCAUCCCCACAACCAUGAGCCCUACUCUGGUGCCCUUUACCAUCAACCUCACCAUCACGAACUUGCAGUUCAUGCCGGGUAUGGACCGUCCAGGAUCCCUCAGGUUCAACAAAACCGAGGCCAUCUUGCAGCACCUGCUUGGGCCUCUGAUGAAGAACACCAGUAUCAGCCCACUCUUCUCUGGCUGCAGUCUGACCUCGCUCAGGCCUGAGCAGGACGGAUCAGCCACCAGAGUGGACCUCAUCUGCACCCAUCGCUCCAAGCCCACAGGCUCUGGGGUGGACAGAGAGCGGCUGUACUGGGAGCUGAGCAGUGAGACCCACAGUGCGACCCGGCUGGGCCCCUACAGCCUGGACAGGAACAUUUCUGUGGCCUCUACCUGGAUCUCAUCAACAUCGGCCACCCCUGUCUCCGUGUCCACAGCAGCCAUCCCUCUCCUGGUGCCAUUCACCAUCAACUUUACCAUCCUCAACCUGCUGUAUGAGGAGGACAUGAGUCACCCUGGGUCCCAGAAGUUUAACUUCACUGAGAGAGUCCUGCAGAAAUUGCUCCAACCCUUGUUGAAGAACAGCAGUGUGGGAGCCCUCUAUGCAGGCUGCAGGCUGACUUCUCUCAGGCCUGAGCAGGACGGAUCAGCCACCAGAGUGGACCUCAUCUGCACCCAUCGCUCCAAGCCCACAGGCUCUGGGGUGGACAGAGAGCGGCUGUACUGGGAGCUGAGCAGUGAGACCCACAGUGCGACCCGGCUGGGCCCCUACAGCCUGGACAGGAACAGCCUUGAUGUCAACGGUUACACCCAUCGGUACCUGCCCUCCACCCCGAGCACGGCUGGUCCCAUCCUGGCACCGUUCACCAUCAACUUUACCAUCCUCAACCUGGAGUAUGAGAAGGACAUGCAUGAGACUGGCUCUCAGACGUUUAACUUCACGGACAGAGUCCUGCAAAAAGCGCUCCGGCGCUUGUUCAAGAACACAACUAUCAGCCCCCUCUACUCUGGCUGCAGACUGACCUUGCUCAGGCCUGAGAAGGAUGGGUCAGCCACAGGAGUGGACAUAGUCUGCACCUAUCAUCCUGAACCUAUGGGCCUCAAGCUGGACAGAGAACAGCUGUACUGGGAGCUGAGCCAGCUGACCCAUGAGGUCACCCAUCUGGGCCACUACAGCCUGGAAAAAAACAGUCUGUAUGUUGACGGAUACACCAACAGGACUGUGGUAGCUACCCCUAGUGGACCAGCCCUAGUGCCCUUCACCCUCAACUUUACCAUCACCAACCUGCCAUAUGAGGAAGACAUGCAGCCUGGAGAGUCCGGGAGAUUCAGUACCAUGGAGAAGGUCCUGCAGGACCUGCUCAGGCCCUUGUUCAAGAACACUACUGUUGGCUCCUUGUUCUCUGCAUGCACACUGACCUUGCUGAGGUCUGAGAAGGGAGGGUCAGCCACAGGUGUGGACACAGUCUGUACCUAUCAUCCUGGCCCUGUGGGCCCCACACUGGACAGAAAGCAGCUGUACCAGGAGCUGAUUCAGCUGACCCAUAAUGUCACCCAGCUGGGCAGCUACACCCUGGACCAGAACAGCCUCUAUAUCAACGGUUACACCCACCAGACUGCAGGAACUACACCCAGUGCCACUGAACCACCCUUGGUGCCUUUCACCCUCAACUUCACCAUCACCAACCUGCCCUAUGAAGAGGACAUGUGGCCUCCAGGGUCCUGGAGGUUUAAUAACACAGAGAAAGGCCUGCAGGACCUGCUCAAGCCCUUGUUCAAGAACACUGCUGUUGCCUCCCUGUACUCUGGCUGCAGACUGAUCCUGCUCAGGCCCAAGAAGGACAAGGCAUCCACUGGAGUAGAUAUGGUUUGCACCUACCACUCCGACCCUGCAGGCCCUGGACUGGACAGAGAGCAGUUACACUGGGAGCUGAGGCAGGGGACCCAUGGGGUCACCCAGCUGGGUCCUUACACCCUGGACCAGGACAGCCUCUACAUCAAUGGUUAUAACCAACUGACCCUGACAACUACCUCCAGCACAGCUGUGACCACCAUGUCCAUCCCAGCAUCUUCUCUGGCUUCGCCCCCCACAAGCAGGCCCACAGCCAAUGUUUCUACCACUAUACUGGUCACACUCAACUUCACCAUCACCAACAUGUACUACACAGAGGAAAUGGGAAACCCGGGUUCCUUGAAGUUUAACUUCACUGAGAGGAUCCUUCAGCGCCAGCUCGGGUUUUUGCUUAAUGAGACCAGUGUUGGACCACUCUACACUGGCUGCCAACUGGUUGCACUCAGGCGUGAGAACAGUGGGACAGCCAUAGGAGUGAAUAUCAUCUGUACCUUCCACUCUGACUCUCUGGGGCCUGGGCUGGACAGAGAGAAGCUGUACAGGGAGCUGAGUCGUGAAACCCAUGGUGUCACCCAGCUGGGUCACUACACCCUGGACCACAGCAGUCUCUACGUCAAUGGUUAUACGUUUGGGGGCACAGCCACAACUCCCACCACCGAGGUCCAUGAGGAGCUGUUCACCGUGAACUUCACCAUCAACAACCUUCGCUACGCAGUGGACAUGGGUCACCCUGGCUCCCUCAAGUUCAACAUCACAGACACAGUCAUGGAGCACCUGCUCAGCCCUUUGCUCCGGAGGAGUAGUCUGGGUGCUCGGUACACGGGAUGCAGGCUCACCACACUGAGGUCUGUGAAUAAUGGUGCCCAGACACAGGUGGACAUCCUCUGCACCUACCAACGGUCCCGCAGCAGCCCAGGCCUGUCUGUCAAGCAGGUGUUCCAUGAGCUGAGCAGGCAGACCCAGGGCAUCACCCGACUGGGUCCCUACUCUCUAGACAAAGACAGCCUCUACCUCAACAGUUAUAAUGAACCUGGUCCAAAGGAGCCUCCCACAACUCCUGAGCCAAACACCACAUUCAUGCCAUUGUCAACAUCUGUGCAGCCAGAAACCACAACAGCCAUGGGCCACCACCUGAAGACCCUCACCCUCAACUUCACCAUCUCCAACCUCAAGUAUUCACCAGAUAUGAGCAAUGGAUCAGCCAAGUUCAACUCCACUGACAGGGUCCUGCAGUACCUGCUUGAAUCCUUAUUCCAGAAGACCGUCCUGGGCCCUUUCUACUCAGGUUGUAGGCUAACCUCCCUCAGGCCUGAGAAGGACAGAGAAGCCACUGGUGUGGAUGUAAUCUGCACCUAUGGCCCUGACCCCAUGGGUUCCGGGCUGGACAGCAAGCAGCUGUACUGGGAGCUGAGCCAGCUGACCCAUGGCAUCACUCAGCUGGGCAAGUACUCCCUAGACCAGGACAGCCUCUACAUCAAUGGUUACACACACCGGACUGCAGUAACAACCUCCAGUGGCUAUGUAACCCAGAAUGGAACCAUCUGGAGUGAGUACCAGCUAAGUUUCCACAUCCUCAACUGGAACCUCAGCAACCCAGGCCCCACAUCCUCAGAGUACACUGCCUUGCUGAGAGAUAUUGAGGACAAGGUCACCACACUCUUUACAGGCAGCCAGCUACAAGAUGCCUUCCAAUCCUGCCUGGUUACCAAUUUGACGUUAGACUCCAAGUUGGUCACUAUCAAGUUAUUUUUCUCCACCUAUCUGAAUGCCAACCUUGUGAAGCAAGUUUUUCUAAAUAAGACUUUGAAUGCUUCGACCCACUGGCUGGGUGCCACCUACCAGUUGACGGACCUACAUGUAAUGGAAGUGAAGCCAUCCAUUCCUCUACCAACAGAAAUGCCACCAGACACUUCCAGUUCCCAACAAUUUCAGUUGAAUUUCACCAUCACCAACCUACCCUAUUCCCAGGACACAGCCCACCCAGACACUACCCAAUAUCAUCAUAACAAAAGAAGCAUUGAGAAUGCGCUCAACCAGCUUUUCCGAAACAGCAGCAUCAAGAGCUAUUUUUCAGACUGUCAAGUUUUAGCAUUCAGAUCUGUCUCUCACAUCAACCACACUGGGGUUGACUCCAUAUGCAACUUCUCACCCUUGGCUCGGAGUCUGGACAGAGUUGCCAUCUAUGAGGAAUUCCUGCGAUUGACCCAGAAUGGUACCCAGUUGCAGAACUUCACUCUAGACAAGAACAGUGUCUUUGUGGAUGGGUAUUCUCCACACAAAAAUGACGCUGUGAUUAGAAACUCCGAUCUCCCUUUCUGGGCCAUCAUCCUCAUCUGCUUGGCGGGACUCCUGGCCCUCAUCACCUGCCUGCUCUGCUGCUAUCUGGUGAUUGUCUGCCGACGGAAGAAGGAGGGAGACUACCAGGUCCAGCACCACCGCCUGGGCUAUUACUUCCCACACUUGGACCUGAGGAAGCUGCAAUGACCCCGUCUGCCAGGGGGUUCUUUUAUCCUACCCUGGGUCCAAAGAAGAAAUAAACCACAUUGGACAGA
Messenger RNA from Heterocephalus glaber (naked mole-rat), 10674 nucleotides. Lineage: Eukaryota; Metazoa; Chordata; Mammalia; Rodentia; Bathyergidae. The record is from RefSeq and is a predicted model, not a curated record.